Messenger RNA from Cyphellophora attinorum, 921 nucleotides. Its product is annotated as Retinol dehydrogenase 11. Lineage: Eukaryota; Fungi; Ascomycota; Eurotiomycetes; Chaetothyriales; Cyphellophoraceae. The transcript is spliced from 3 exons. The record is from RefSeq and is a predicted model, not a curated record. Bases 1 to 921 code for a protein of 306 amino acids.
AUGCCAUACAAAGCUGAGCACAAGAACCCAAAAGGUCCCGGGGAUGGCCGUCCCACUGCUGCCGAUAUCAUCAGAGAUGAAGGCCUCCUGGGCAAGCUAACAGGCAAAACAAUCCUGAUCACAGGGGGCUCAAGUGGUCUGGGUCUCGAGGCUGCUCGUGCGUUACAAACAACAGGAGCCAAAGUCUUCAUUACCUCGCGUGAGGAAGCUAAAGGCAGGAAAGCUGUUGAGAGCAUCAGUACCACUGAAGGUGUACCUAUCGACGUGAUUGGAAUGGAGCUGGACUCCUUCGAUUCGAUAAGAAGUGGCGUUUCCGAUUUCUUACACAAGGCGCGCGGCCUGGACGUUCUCAUUUGCAACGGUGGGGUUAUGAUGUGUCCGGAGGGCCGGACCAAAGACGGCUUUGAGACACAGUUCGGUGUCAAUUAUUUGAGCCAUUUCCUGUUGUUUCAGGGGGGCCAGGUCCGUCUCAACGACUACAACUUCGACAAGGAGAAGUACGAUGCUGGACAGGCAUACGGCCAGUCCAAGACAGCAGAGAUAUAUCUCGCCAGUGAGAUUGAACGCCGAUGCGGUGGCGAAGGGAUCCAUGGCUUUAGCGUUCAUCCGGGACUUAUACAGACGCCUCUGCUACGCCAUAUCAAAGACGAUCCCAUGGGUCAGGGAUUUAUCAACACCCCAGAGGCAAAAGGCCUCUGGAAGUCGCCCGAGCAGGGUGCUGCCACAGAAGUCUGGGCUGCCGUAGGGCAUGGUUUGAACGACUUGGGGGGAAAGUACCUGGAAGAUUGUGGUGAGGCCAAGCCAUUCGAUCCAAAGUCCAAGAUUCCGGGUCAUGCGCCAGGCUAUGCACCUUACGCGUAUGACUCUGAUGCUGCCAAGAAGCUGUGGGAGGAUUCACUGGCAAUGACUGCCCAGACAUAG